CGAAAGGGCCAUCGACGGUCACACUUCUCGCGAUUUUUGUUGUAAAAUUGUUUUUGUUGUGCUUGCUUGCAUAAAACUGCGAGUUCCAAGUGAAAUAUCUAUUGUUGUGGCCUGGAAAUGUCAAACAAUUAGUGAGCAGUGGUCCCCGUCCCAAAUCCGCAGCAAGCAGGUGCCAAACCCAUGCGAUCGGCUAAAACAAACCAAUGACGUCGCGAAUCUGAGGCGACAAAGAGCAGCAGGAGGAAAGUGGUCGCCGUACACCCGUAUUGUGUCAGUGUAAUCAGUAUUAGCAGCAUUAGCAGUCCGGAUUGAACACACCAGUCAAACGAACACCCCCACUGACCGACACAGAAACAUGUGCUAGACCUCCUCGAAAUGGGAUCACGUAUCAAAAAUGACGUGAAGAAGCUCUUCGAGUUCUGGUGCGAGGUCUCGCCGACGCCGGGAUUAGAGAGGGGCACUAGUUCCAGGAGCGGUGGGCCAGCUGCUCCCGCCGGCGUGAUUGUAGAGAGCUUUCCCGAGGGAUUCCGCGACCAGGAGGUGCUCACCGGCAUCCCAUCGUUUGCAUUCCCCUGCGACAUAACAAGUACUUACCUAUAUAUCCACAGCACCUCGGUGCAGACAUAUUCCUUUGUGCACACUACUGGCGAUUCGAAAUGGCGCUUUGGCUUCUGUCGACAGGAUCCGCGGACGAAUACGGCCAUGGUGCUGAUAACCUACCUGCCGUGGCACGACACCUUCCUGAAGCUGUUACCCGUUCUCGGCGAGCUAAAGCGAACGGAUCCCAAUGGGUUUCGCACCUUCCUUUCCGAGGCCUAUAACCAGGGGAUCCCGGAUAGUGGCGGCAGCCUUAAAGUUUAUUACAGCGCAGGGCAGAGUCACUUCACCUUUGAACGCCCACUGCAGUUCCAGUUGCCCAGCAUGCCAGAAAAUCACAACUUGAAUUUGUACUACAACUUCGUUGAGCCCAAGGAGAUGAUUGCCGUGUUUGCCGCCAUGCUGGCCGAGCGUCGAAUCAUCUUCACCUCGAGACACCUGGACAGGCUAUCCUCGUGCAUUCAGGCGGCCAAUGCAUUUCUAUAUCCCAUGGUCUGGCAGCACAUCUUUAUACCGGUGUUGCCGUGGGAGUUCAAAGACUACCUGGGUGCGCCCAUGCCAUAUCUGAUUGGCGUGCCAGAACCAGUGCUCGAAACCGUCACCAGCGAUGAGCUGGGUGAAGUUGUGAUUCUAAACUGUGAUACGAAAAUAUUUGAAAGCCCAUUCGACGAUGUGCACAAUCUGCCGACGGAGAUCGUCUCACAGCUGAAGAAGCAUCUGAAUCACACGCACGACCACAUUGGCGACCGCAUCUCGAAGAUCUUCCUAAACGCACUGGUGCAGCUCAUCGGUGGCUAUCGGGACGCGGUCGAGUACCACGAGAACAGCAAGACCUUUAAUUCCCAAAAAUUCAUUGAAUCUCGGCCGGCGCAUCUGCGCCCCUUUCUUGCCAAAAUGAUGGAUCUGCAAAUCUUUGCGCAGUUCAUUGACGAUCGCCUAAAGAUGCUCAACAGCGGACUUGGCUUCUCGGACGAGUUCGAGUUGGAGACGGUGCGCUAUGCGGAAAAGAAGAAGCGCGGGCGAAACUAUGCCAUCAUGAAGAACUUAAAGGACAAGACUAAUCCGGCUGUAAAGUCUGCCGUCAAAUCGGUAAAGGAGGGCUCGCGGGGCAUGAAGACCGCCUACAAGGGAUUCAAGACAAAGCUGCGCGAGAACGGAAACCAGUUUGGUGGUACGCACUUCCACUUUGGACUUGGAUCUCCAAAUCAUUCGGAUCGUCCAGACGGCACCAGCGGAGGAUACGUUCGUGGUGGCAAGGCCAUUGGGGCUGCCCACCACUCGGCGCCCAGUUCUCCAGUGACCAGCAAGCGUCUUGAUGGAAUUGCCUCGGUUACGACAAGCAGCGAGAGCGGUGGAUCCGUCGCCAGGGAGCCGCGAGAGUUCUUGCGACGCGGUCCUGUCCCGCUGGCCAUGUCUAGCUCGAGCAGCCACAUUCAGCCGAACGGCCAUGCGUACGGUUCGAGUGCUGGGGCUCAUUAUGGUCAUCACCUCGCUGCGUCUCCUGCUGUUAGCUCGGCGAGUUCGUUGUGCUCAUCUUCGGAGAUGAACCUUUCGCAGGAACUCCAGAACCAUCCGCUUUUCAAGACACCGGCAGUGGACCGCAGUCUUAAGCCGAAUGCAGAGCACAGGCGAGGAGCAGCACCGCCAGCCCGUCCACCGCCCCCUCAGUCUACGCCCGCCUCCUACUACAAUCAUCCGUAUGCCGCGCAUCCGCACGUGGAGACGAAGCCGCCAAGGCACACUUCCACACCCACCAGACCGCGUCAGCCCCUGCCCACCGCCGAUUCCAGCAACUUUGAUAGCCCGCCGGACGUGCAAUCUCCCCCGAUUCCGCCCCGGAGGCAUGGCAGCUCGAAUGCGAUUGUAGCGGCCACAGCUGCAGCCGUCAGUGCGGAGAUUAACAAACUGGAACGUAACUGCUGGAAGGACGAGCCUACCGGAAAUGACUCAGUACGCAUUUCAAACGCAUCCUCAUCAUCGACAACCUCGUCCUCCUCGGGCGCAUCGUUUGUGACGGCGGCGUCGACGUUGUCGCAUCUUAAUGUGUCCGAUCCGCCCAUUCCGACACCGCGGGCCAAGAGAGAGCAGCACCAGCCACUGGAGGACAGCAUGAAUGAUCUGAUAUCGCUGGACGAUAGCAACAACACCAGCUUCGACCUGGAGGACUUCGAUCCGCUGAAUCAGAAUGCUCGUCCGCUGCCGCCGCUCAGCACGGCGUUUGGCAAGAAGUGCAACACACUGCCUGCUGGCGUCAACAGCAGUGUGGUGACCAGCAGUGUCAGCAAUCCACUGUACCCGUAUUUUGCGCCCAAGCACAUGGCCACGGUGGCUGCUGUGACGGGACGGACGCCAUCGAUGCAUGCACCGCCGCAGAUCCAGCGCAACACCAUUGCCGCCAAACCUGACGACGACUUCGAGCUGCUCCGCAAGUACGGUCUGGACCAGUUCUCACUGAACGCCAACGGAACGGAGAAGCCGCAGCAGCUCACAAUCGGAAAGGGCAUGAACAACUGGACAACAUUCGAUUAAAGGGACAGAACUGGACAGCCCGCUUCAAAUAUGAUACCAAAAUAAGUGUGAUCGAUACAUUGUGUUGUAAAUAGCUAGGAGAGAUAGGCAAAAUCAAGAAUGGGAGACCGAUUACAGUAAAAUAACCCCUAAAUACCCAGCAUUGUAUGUCUAAAGUUGCCCCGAUCAGCAGAGGAUCCAAUUAAAACGCUUGUUUGUGUAAAUAACUGUUUAGUGAAAAGUUUUAACAAUAGCAUGAAUCGGAACCCCCGCUAACUACACAUGCAUACAUAUUGUACACUGGACUUCCAAAUCAAAAGACACGAGAAUCUAGAGUAGCAUGAAUUUAAGCCAAUUAGCCUAACAAAUUACCUAUAAAGCUAAAAUAAAUUCCAAUUAAAUGA
Messenger RNA from Drosophila teissieri, 3509 nucleotides. Its product is annotated as DENN domain-containing protein 1A. Gene Ontology annotation, molecular function: phosphatidylinositol phosphate binding; guanyl-nucleotide exchange factor activity. Lineage: Eukaryota; Metazoa; Arthropoda; Insecta; Diptera; Drosophilidae. The transcript has 10 exons. Gene Ontology annotation, cellular component: intracellular membrane-bounded organelle; cytosol. Gene Ontology annotation, biological process: endocytosis; endocytic recycling. The record is from RefSeq and is a predicted model, not a curated record. The coding region runs from base 376 to 3126 and encodes 916 amino acids.